UCUCGCGCUCCGCGGAGGGGAGACACUUUUCCUGCGUUCCCCAAACAAGUGCAUUGUAGUACUGCAAAAGAGAAACUAAAAAUGAUGAACGGAGAUAUUAACGGUUUCUACAACCCUCUUAUUGAGGAGGACUGCUUCUUGUUUACAUCGGAGUCCGUUGGAGAGGGGCAUCCAGAUAAGAUAUGUGACCAGAUAAGUGACGCUGUGUUGGACGCUCACCUGAAGCAAGACCCAGAGGCUAAAGUGGCUUGCGAAACCGUAGCCAAGACGGGAAUGAUUUUGCUGGCAGGAGAGGUGACGUCUCGUGCUGUUGUUGACUAUCAGAAGGUGGUUCGCGACACCAUUAAACACAUUGGCUAUGACGACUCGUCCAAGGGCUUUGAUUAUAAGACUUGUAAUGUUCUGGUGGCUCUGGAGCAGCAGUCUCCAGACAUCGCUCAGGGUGUUCAUCUGGACCGCAAUGAGGAGGAUGUUGGGGCCGGCGACCAGGGUCUGAUGUUUGGUUAUGCCACGGAUGAGACCGAGGAAUGCAUGCCUCUCACUAUCGUGCUCGCACACAGACUUAACGCCAAGAUGGCCGAACUGCGCCGCAGCGGCACCCUGCCCUGGCUCCGGCCCGACUCUAAGACUCAGGUGACUGUGCAGUACAGACAGGAGCAUGGCGCCAUGCUGCCGGUGCGCGUCCACACCAUCGUCAUCUCUGUGCAGCACGAUGAAGACAUCUGCCUUGAUGAGAUGCGUGAUGCACUUAAAGAUAAGAUCAUCAAAGCUGUUGUGCCCUCUGUUUAUCUGGACGACGAUACCGUUUAUCACUUACAGCCGAGUGGACGCUUUGUCAUCGGAGGCCCUCAGGGUGAUGCUGGCCUGACUGGUCGUAAGAUUAUUGUCGAUACCUAUGGAGGCUGGGGAGCCCAUGGUGGAGGAGCUUUCUCUGGAAAGGACUACACUAAAGUGGACCGCUCUGCGGCGUACGCUGCCCGCUGGGUGGCCAAAUCUCUAGUGAAGGCUAAACUGUGCAGGCGUGUUCUUGUGCAGGUUUCUUAUGCCAUCGGAGUGGCCCAUCCUCUUUCCAUUUCCAUCUUCCACUAUGGCACAUCUCAAAAGAGCGAGCAGGAGCUGCUUAAAAUCGUCAAGAAAAACUUUGAUCUUCGUCCAGGAGUCAUUGUGAGGGAGCUGGAGCUGAAGAAGCCAAUUUAUCAGAAGACCGCUGCUUACGGUCACUUCGGCCGUGAAUCUUUCCCUUGGGAAGUGCCCAAAAAGCUGGACUACUAAACCUUUUGUCAAGGUUUGUCCUCUCUAGGCCUGUUGGCGUAUUCUACAGAGAAGCCCACACGGCUUACGGGGAGAAGUCUGUGUAUUCUGUUGCUGGUUCAUCUUAUUUAAGUCUUUUUCCUCUUAAUGUCCCACCAUACUGCAUCACACAUUUCACUUCGUAGUCUUUUUUGAGUUUUAAGCGUGAUUAUGAUUCAUCAGCAUUAUGGUGAAGGAAGUGUACUACACUAAUUGACGUAGGAAUUGUAAACUGGUUGGCCAGUACUGAUUACGGAUUUCAUUUUAUGCAGCAUUAUCAAGCCCUUCACCAUUGUAUCAUAAGCAUUCCUCACUGUUUUAGUACUUUUACACCUUGUGUAUUAUUUAAUCGUGCUGUUGUCUUUGCACACAUAUUGUAAUCUGCAGCUCAACUCUUCUGCUGUAUGUCGAGUAACUCCUCUUCUCUAGCGCUCUGUGGUUCCCAAUGGUCGUACAGAAAAGCUAUGGGGACCGGCCACAAGGAGAGUGGCUGCUGCAGUGCCAUUUAUUUUGGCCAAUACUAAUGCAUUAUUAGACGCUUAUUGUCUGUCUUCCUUCACAUUCUCUUCUUUCCUCAAACAGAGGGAUAGCAAUUUUGGCUGGUGUUGUACAGAGAAACUAGCCUCGUUUACAUGCAUUCUCUCUCUCUCUCUCUCUCCCUCUCCCUCUCUCUCUCUCUCCCUCUCCCUCUCCCUCUCCCUCUCUCUCUCUCUCUCUCUCUC
Molecule: messenger RNA, 2012 nt
Organism: Cyprinus carpio (common carp)
Lineage: Eukaryota; Metazoa; Chordata; Actinopteri; Cypriniformes; Cyprinidae
Product: S-adenosylmethionine synthase-like
Biological process (GO): S-adenosylmethionine biosynthetic process
Cellular component (GO): cytosol; methionine adenosyltransferase complex
Molecular function (GO): ATP binding; methionine adenosyltransferase activity
Source: RefSeq, a predicted model, not a curated record